Molecule: messenger RNA, 264 nt
Organism: Loa loa (African eye worm)
Lineage: Eukaryota; Metazoa; Nematoda; Chromadorea; Rhabditida; Onchocercidae
Exons: 1
Coding region: 1-264 (87 amino acids)
Source: RefSeq, a predicted model, not a curated record
AUGUUAAAAGUUGAUUUCAAAAAUUAUUUUGAAAAUAAUUUUUCACCAAUAGCAAAAAUUAAUACAACAAUUACACCAUUAAGAUGGGUAACAACAGCAAUGGAAAAAUUUUCUGCACGACCACGUUUUGUUCGAAUUAUGGCACAAGAAGGACAUGUCGUACUUUUACGAGCAUUUAUUCUUGUACAAGAACGAACAUGGAUUGUAGUUAAUAUGAAUACAAUGACAAUGAGUCCAUUAAAAUGUGAAAAGAUUGUUAGGUGA